Molecule: messenger RNA, 1019 nt
Organism: Stylophora pistillata
Lineage: Eukaryota; Metazoa; Cnidaria; Anthozoa; Scleractinia; Pocilloporidae
Source: RefSeq, a predicted model, not a curated record
GUCCUUAAGUGUGACGUCACGUUACCAUGGCGCUAAAAAAUGCAGUUCUAAACAAAAUAUCUUAUGCGAGCGCUUUGGACACGCUUCCUUUGUUUUGAAUGUCUAAAGCUUUAAUUAUCCAGUGUAAUCCCACAAAAGACAGUAAAAAAAAAAACAGGAAAGGUUAAAGGGUCAUCCAAGGGAUCAACUUUUGUUUAAGAAGUGUAAAGGACGCGGGUCAAACGGGCAAAAUGGUUUACUGUUUUGCUCCUACAUGUGGCCAUUCGUCGGAGGGCAACACUUGCAAGUUCUUCGCUUUUCCAAGCGCUACAAAGCAGAACGACGAGUACAAGAGAUGGAUUCGACUCAUAAGAAGAGAAGAUCGAGAGCCCAGCAAGUACUCAAGAGUAUGUAGCUGCCAUUUUAGGAAUGGUCAGAAAGCCAAUGGUCCUGAAGUGUUUGAACGCAAUAAGCAUAAGUUAUUUACUGAACAAAGGGGUCCACCGCCGAAGAAAAUAAAGAAUACUGAAUCAAAGGUAGAGUCUCUUUCACAGAUGAUAGAAUUUGCCCGAAAAAAUGAACAGCCAUUAGUAGCUGACACAGAAGAAAACCUGCAAACAACACAGGAGAUUAUCCUGGAAGCAGAGCUUGACUUUGCCAACAGGGAGCUAAAGGAACUUAACCAAACUGUCCAGUAUAAGAGGAACAAGUACACUGUGUCUGCGCUUGAGGGAGAUGUAAUACGAAUGGAGACAGGUCUUCCAACCAAAGAAGUCUUUAAUAUUGUUGUAAAGCAUGCUCUUAGAUUUAAAGAUAGCGUGAACUAUUUUGCUGGAUGGAAGGUAGAAUCCAUCAAUUUUGAGGAUCAAAUUUUUAUCACUUUAAUGAAAGUACGACAGAACUACACACAGCUUCACCUAGCCCAAUUGUUUCAUUGUAGUGUGGCCACAAUUUCUAACAUUGUUAUAACAUUCACUCAUGUUUUGCAUGAAAUUUUGAAAUUUGUAGCAGCGAGAGAGGAGAAUUUACAAUUACCAUAA